This is a messenger RNA of Anopheles cruzii, 5136 nucleotides long. It is a transcript of the gene syd, whose product is annotated as JNK-interacting protein 3. The transcript is spliced from 10 exons. Gene Ontology annotation, cellular component: cytoplasm. Lineage: Eukaryota; Metazoa; Arthropoda; Insecta; Diptera; Culicidae. Gene Ontology annotation, molecular function: JUN kinase binding; kinesin binding; signaling receptor complex adaptor activity. Gene Ontology annotation, biological process: vesicle-mediated transport. The record is from RefSeq and is a predicted model, not a curated record. Bases 54 to 3755 code for a protein of 1233 amino acids.
GGGUGAAGCGCCAAACUCUGUGUUGAUACGUACUUCUGGAACGGAAACUAAAGAUGGAAAACGAUACGAGCGAAGCGACGGAAGUCGUGUACGGCACGCACGAAGAUUCUGCAAUGGUGAUGUCAGAAAAGGUGCAAUCGCUAGCCGGAAGCAUUUAUCAAGAAUUUGAGCGUAUGAUUCAACGGUACGACGAAGACGUGGUCAAAACACUCAUGCCACUGCUGGUAAAUGUACUCGAAUGCCUCGACUCCGCUUAUCAGACGAACCAGGAGCAGGAUGUGGAGCUGGAGCUGUUGCGCGAAGACAACGAACAGUUGGUAACGCAGUACGAGCGUGAGAAAAAUGCGCGCAAGCAGUCCGAGCAGAAACUGCUGGAGACAGAGGAUCUGGCCGAGCAGGAGAACAAGGAACUCGCCAGCCGGCUCGAGUCGCUGGAGAGCAUAGUGAGGAUGCUAGAGUUAAAGCACAAGAAUAGCUUGGAUCACGCCAGUCGGCUGGAGGAGCGGGAAUCGGAACUGAAGAAGGAGUACAGCAAACUGCACGAACGGUACACGGAGCUGUUUAAGACUCACGUUGACUACAUGGAGCGAACGAAGCUGAUGAUGGGCAAUUCAACCCACUCGCAGGCUGGCUCGGCCUCGGAACGGCUUGAUAUGUCUCGUUCGCGUCUAAUGCCCAUGAUGCGCUCGACGGGCCCGGUGUCGUAUGGGUUCGCGUCACUCGAGAACUCCACCAUGCUCGAUACGGAAACACUUUGCAGCGAGGAGGACAGUGGACCCGACUCUGGCCCACCAUCGUUGCAGAACGAAAUCGACACGAAAGCUACCGUAAAACUAGAACCAGAAAAAGUGACAACGCCAGCGGAAGCCAGCAGCACACCUGUGAAGGUACUGCAAAGCCCUUCUGGCGGUGUGUCUGGCAAGACGACUACGAAAAAGGAGCAAAGGUCGGCGAACACGCUUUAUCAGGAGCUGUCGUUUCAGGAUGAUAACUUGGAGAGUGAAGAGAACGAAAUCACUGGUGCCUGGGUGCAUCCGGGCGACUAUGCGUCAUCAGCUAACGAUAACUUUUUCGGUAUGGGCAAGGAAGUGGAAAAUUUGAUAAUGGAAAACAACGAGCUGCUAGCUACGAAAAAUGCUCUCAAUAUCGUCAAGGACGAUUUAAUCGUCAAAGUGGAUGAGCUGACGGGUGAAAUUGAAAUCCUGCGAGAAGAACUGAACGCAGGCAUACUGGCGCGCAAUAAACUGAAGGUGAAGGUAUCCGAGCUGGAGGAGGAACUCAAGAAAACCAAGGCACAGGUCAAGCAAGCGUCGUCUUCGGCAACAGACCAGGAGGAGGAAGGUGACGUACCGAUGGCGCAGCGCAAACGGUUCACACGCGUCGAAAUGGCCCGUGUGCUGAUGGAGCGGAACCAGUACAAAGAGCGAUUCAUGGAGCUACAGGAUGCCGUUCGCUGGACGGAAAUGAUGCGUGCUUCCCGCGUCGAAACACUAGACAAGAAGUCAAAGCAAGGCAUUUGGAAGUUUUUUAGUAAUCUCUUCAGCUCCAACGACAGGCCAACGAGUGAGUCCCCCGGGCGUCUACACCAGCAGCACCGCUAUGGUGGCGUAGGUGCGCAAUCCGCGCAAUCGUCACUGCUGCCUGCCAUGCCCGAGGGACGCAUGAUCAUUGGGGCAGGCAGCGGCAGUGGCAGUGGACUGAGCGGUAACUCUGGUGCUCUACUUCGCUCCUCUGGCCAUGCGAGUAACAUUUUGGUGCUAUCGAAGGAACCGGAGCUGAGUCAGUCGGAGCGAGCCAUGCAACGACGCCGUGAUCAAUAUCGCCAAGUGCGUGCGCACGUCCAAAAAGAGGACGGCCGGUUGCAGGCAUACGGUUGGAGUUUACCUAGUCUGAAGCCAUCGUCAUCAGUAACUAGUGGCGUGAGUGGUGGUGGUAGUGGUGGUGGUGGCGGAACUGGACGGUCAACUGGCAGCGGUGUACCCGUCCCCGUCCCUGUCUACUGUCGGCCUCUGGCCGAAGCUAGUCCACACAUGAAAGUUUGGUGCGCCAGUGGUGUCAACAUGCAGGGUGGAUGCACCAAGGACGGUGGCUGUAUUGUAGGUGCAGCGAGCAUCUUUUACGCCAAAGACACGGCUGGUGGCGGUGGCGGUGCACAGAUUACCGAGUUGACCGGAGAUGAAGCCACGGCGACGACGGAUGCGAAGGAUUUGGGAGAGCUCUUGGAGCGCAAGCUGUUGGCGCUUGGAGCGCCGACCACGUUCGAUGCCGAUAGUGAACUAAGCUCGUACGUGUGGAUCUGCACUAGCACUCACUCUGCGAGCACCGUUACCGUAAUCGAUGCGAAAAACCCUUCGGAAGUGCUGGAUUCCUUUCCGGUUUGCCAGAAUCAUCUGCUUUGCAUCUGCACCGUGCGCGGUGCACUAGAGAUGGACUAUGCGAUGCUGGAAAACAGCGAAGUUACCAAAUCAGGUAAAAUGUUGGAGAAGCCAGGAGAAUCUCCGGACGAUAUCGGUAAGGUGUCCUACGAGAAAGUAGAACGACCAUCCAACCAUAGUGAUCAAGUAGCAACAACGGAAACAGCCGCCGAAGAACAUAAAGUUACCGAACAAGCACAGGAGGUAGUUCCAUCAGUGGAUAUGUCACUGGAGCAAGCAACCGAAGCAAGCAACGAUCGUGAUCUUAAUCAUAACAAUAAGGGAUGUAACGCGAUCGUAGAGGACGUCAACGUAGACAAGAACGACAUUGUUCUUCCGCUGGCGGUCGAUGGUAAUGACAACACAAUCGUCGCCGCUUCCCCCAAGCCUCAACAGUCGUCUGCAAUCGAGGAGUCAAUAUCAUCGAUCGGACCGACGAUGUGGCUCGGGGCACAGAAUGGCAUGUUGUACGUGCACAGUUCGGUUGCUCGGUGGAACGUUUGUUUACAUCGAGUAAAAUUGCCAGACUCGGUGCUCUCCAUCGUUCACGUGGAAUCACGCGUGAUAGUGGCCCUGGCGAAUGGAACGCUGGCCGUCUUCCGUCGACAAGUGAACGGUGAGUGGGAUCUGAACAGCUAUCAUCUGCUAACGCUGGGCUCGCCCAAGUACUCGGUGCGCUGUUUGACCAUUGUCGGUGAUAAGGUGUGGGCCGCUCAUCGGAAUAAAAUCCAUGUCAUCGAUCCCAUUACGCUGUGUAUCCUGAAGUCAUUCGAAGCGCACCCUCGAAAGGAGAGUCAGAUUCGUCAAAUGGCCACCACAGGGUUGGGUGUAUGGGUUUCUAUAAGACUGGAUUCUACUCUAAGGCUGUUUUCGGCUGAAACGUAUGAUCAUCUGGAGGAUAUAGACAUUGAUCCAUACGUAUCGAAGAUGUUAGGAACCGGCAAGUUAGGUUUUUCGUUUGUACGCAUUACGGCUCUGCUAGUUUCGUGUAACCGGCUGUGGAUAGGCACUGGCAACGGCGUAGUCAUCUCCGUUCCUUUAACCGAUGCUAGCGGGGCUUCCAACACACCAUACUCACCGCGGUUCGCAAAUGCUCAACUUUCUUUCCACGGGCACCGCGAUGCGGUGAAAUUCUUCGUAUCCGUACCGAUGAAUCCGCCGAACCAUGGGCUCCCUACAACGUCAAAGGAUAUGCUGGUUAUAUCUGGUGGCGAAGGUUAUAUUGACUUUCGGUUAGGCGACGGAGACAUGGAAGCCAGCGUUGAGCUGGAAGCUAACCAAACCAUUGAAACCCGAAACGAAAAGAGUUACAUCAUCGUGUGGAAGGUUAGCAACCGCUAAACUGGACAAUAUUUGAAGCAGCCCCGCUUGCCUGUCUAUUUCCGUCACACGCCACUACUACGACGAAUUCAUCCGCAUGCUGCCUGGCGACAACGCAAAGGACAGCGAAUCGUACUCUGUAUUUUAAGUACUUUUCACAACAAACGUACACGAUACACGAAAAACAAGAUAUAGUUGCUUACGCAAAGUACGCCGCACACAAAAUAACACAGCCAUGCAAAACAUAUACCUAGGGAUAGUAAAAAAGGGAACAUAGCAAAAAAAAGGACGGUUAGUCUAACUGUUUCCCGGGUUUAGGUUUUGUUUAGCGUGUUGCUUAGUGUCAGUGAUUUUUGUUUUUAACAUAGUGCAUUUGAAGCACACACCAAAACGGACACACCGUACUCUUGGCUGGAAUCGGGUUUGUCGCGAUAUGUCGAAAGCCUGUGUCUACAUCUUACCGUUGGAUUUAAGAACUACUUUACUGGUCAGUGUACGCUGCAAGUAAAGAAAAAUUCCGCUCCACGACAACCUCCUCAGACACCAUUACUACGCCACAGCACAAACAUCCUACAAGCAAAGACAAAUGAUUCCAAGUUACAAACCAACACCUGCCCGCCAAAGAAUAAGAUUAAUCAAAUUUUUAAUUUAGACCCUACCACGUUCGAAUGCGACACAAGUACACAAGUUACACUUAAACCAGUUACACUAUUAUGAUUAAUGUUGCGAAGAUUAAUUAAUACUAUAGCUAUCAAUCGAUUCAGGUCUGCAAUCAGCUUGCGACAUCGUCAGAAUUCACAUGGUAGUUAUUACACUAAAAUGCAGACACUAUUAACCUAAAAACAAACAAAAAUUAUGUUUAGGAGAAAAUUUUUAGUUUACGUAAACGUUUAAGUAGAAGUUCUCUUCUUUUGUAUAUAUUAUAUUUGGUAAAUUGUUUUCGUGGAAAUUUUAGUUAUUUUCUCGAUGUUGUUAAACAUUUGUUUUUACUUCAAUAACUCUUCCUUGUUGUUUUCUUGAAUCUUGUUCUUGGAUAGAAUUUGAAUUGUUCACAGUAACUUCGUGCUUUGAAACUUACGAUAAGACAUUUAUAACCAUCUUUUAAGCCAAUUAAAGCUGUGCUACUACAAUAGAAAGAUUUAAGCCGUGUAUUUGAAAGAUUUUAAAGUUCUUUAGAUUUUUAUUUCAUCCUUAGGAAGAAACAUACUAGGGUAUACUGUUUUAGUGGAGUGUUUUAUACCUUUAGGAAGCGAUUCUUUAACGUGAUUGUAAAUCUAGUUUUUACUUUGAUUCAAUAUUGUGAAACCUUUAGCGUACACACUACCAGGCGUGCAGACGCCAGAUACAAUGCAUACUGUAUAAAAUAGAAGCAGAAUUAUUUGCAAAAAAUCAAAUAUAAGUA